This is a messenger RNA of Mercenaria mercenaria, 987 nucleotides long. Its product is annotated as 5-hydroxytryptamine receptor-like. The record is from RefSeq and is a predicted model, not a curated record. The transcript has a single exon. Gene Ontology annotation, biological process: G protein-coupled receptor signaling pathway. NCBI's taxonomy places the organism in Eukaryota, Metazoa, Mollusca, Bivalvia, Venerida, Veneridae. Gene Ontology annotation, cellular component: membrane. The coding region runs from base 1 to 987 and encodes 328 amino acids. Gene Ontology annotation, molecular function: G protein-coupled receptor activity.
AUGAAUAUUUCUGAAUAUUCAAAUUAUAAACCAAACAUCUCCUACACGGAGACUGGUGUAAUAGCGAACGAUUCCAGUACACUUUUAGAAGUCUCAAGAUGGUAUUUUCUCGUUAUAAACAUUAUUUUCAUACCACCGACAGUGUUUGGAAAUACACUUAUACUUGUUUCUUUGACGCGAUUUAAAAGUCUGCGUAGUGUGAGAGCAUAUAUACUGGUUGGGAAUUUAGCAGUUUCAGACCUCUUGGUAGGAUUAAUUUCUAUGCCAAUGGAUGUAGUGUUUGUUUUAUCAACAUUUGCUUCGUCGUCGAAAACGUUUUGUUUAUGGUAUUUUAGUCUCUUAUUUACUUCUAUCGGACUUUCUGUUGUGAAUUUAUUUCUUUUGUCACUGGAGAGGUUUCACGCAAUUGCAAGCCCAAUCAAACACAAAUUGCGCUUCACGAAACGAAGGAUCUUUAUCAUGAUAACACUCACUUGGAUUGCUAUACUUUUCGUUGGGUUUUUACCUUUAUUUGGAAUAAACAAAAAACUAGAAGGAGACUUUGUGUGUAAGAAAAAAUCGAUAUUAACGCCUACAUAUAUAAACAUUGUAAUAACAAUACUACUGUCAUCAAUAUUUAUGAAUGCGAUAUUCUUUUUCAUCAUCGUUCGUAUUGCAACAAAAACUAUGCAUCGCCAAGUUUUGAGAAAAUCGCUACAACACGAAAAGAGGCUAAAGAAGGAAAUUCGCCAUACACGCAAUAUGUUGAUCAUUACAGGAUUAUUUAUUCUUUUCUGGGGACCAUUUUGCAUAGCUAUUUUGAUUCCCGGUGACUCUACAAUCUUAUUGUUUGUGAAACAGUUGUUGUCAAGCCUGGGUCUCAUUAAUUCUUGCUUAAACUGGAUUGUUUAUGGAGUAAGAUGCAAGAAAUUUAGAACUGCUUUCAGGAGUAUCCUUACCUGCCGGUGUACGCAACGGGAAUUUAAGCUGCCACCAACUUCCUCCUAA